Molecule: messenger RNA, 1701 nt
Organism: Ramularia collo-cygni
Lineage: Eukaryota; Fungi; Ascomycota; Dothideomycetes; Mycosphaerellales; Mycosphaerellaceae
Exons: 1
Coding region: 1-1701 (566 amino acids)
Source: RefSeq, a predicted model, not a curated record
AUGGGCCUGGAACCGCUUGGUAGAAAUUGGGGCUCCAUUGUCAACUGGGAUGACUUGGCGAAGGCAUAUGCAGGCUUCAUCGUUGCAUGGACUGUUGUACUGUACGCGGGUGUCGUCUGGCUUGUCAUGAACCGGAAUCUUCCUCACAUCAAGAUACGGAAUGUACCUAUAGCAGUGACAAGCGUCACCUGCCUCCACCUCUACCUCAUCAAGAUCGUGCUGGCGUAUACCACGAAUGGAAAUUUCCCUUGUGCAUUAGAAUUCUGGAUUAUGUCGAUCUAUCUACCGUUCGGCAUUGCCCUGUUUCAAGCGAAUCUGGUCCAACUUCACAGCAUUAGCGAUCAACAACAGAAAAUGUUGAAAUCCUCCACUUCGUCAUCACACUCUGCUGUACAACACAAUUCUCGGGGUCUCUGGCAGAAAUGGAAGGCUCUGCCACAACUUCAAAAGUCGUACACAUACAUCGGCAUCGGAAUGCUUAUCCAGGUCAUCGUGACUGCUGUUGUUUAUGCUGGGACUCCGGAGCUACAAGGAGACUGGCAGAGCUUUGGAAACGUCACUCAUGCCAAAGGACAGGCACUAUGUCGAAAGUCACCAGCAUGGGUACCGAGUGCCUUCUGGCAAUUGGCUUGGUCUUGGUUGUUCGGUCUAUGGACGCUGUACAGGAUCCGCAACAUCCACGACACACACUACUGGCGUUUGGGAACAUGGCUCAGUGUGAUAUCGGGACUACCGGGUACACCUUUAUGGAUCGCCGCUGUAUUCUGCAUACAGUUCAAGCCUGUCAACAUCCGAUGGGUACCUCCAAUGUGGCUUGCACCUGGCAUCAUCGCCAUGCAAGUGGUCACUGUAUUCUUCCCCAUCUAUGAAGCAUACGUCUCUCGCGUGCACAUGCGUACUACUCUGAACCUCCUGAAGCAGUGGGAAGAAAAGGAAUCUCAAGAUGCAGCACCAAGUCUCACUUCCACAGGGACUGGCAAUGCUAGUGUCGCAACGAAAAACUCCAAAGUAUACUYGAUGGCAGCACUAGAAACGGCUCUGGUGGUCAAUCCCCUGCCGCUCCUUCACUUCGCAGCGCACAAGGACUUCACCGCCGAGAACAUCAUCUUCUUGAUGCGCGUGCACGAGUGGCGACGAGCAUAUGGUACAGCGCCGCGGCAGGCGAACAGUAUCGCUCUGACUGCCGAAGCACAGACUUUGCUCUUCCGCAUGGGGGUUGUCAUCUACACCACCUGCGUCCUUGACACAACUUCAGAGUUUCCAAUCAACAUCGACCACAGUGUUCGAUCGGGACUCGAUGCAUUGUUCGGUCCUGCUGUUCCGGGAAGCAAUCAGCGUAUGAGCGAUAGUCGGAGUCCCUGGGAGAUUGACAUGAACGAGCUGGAGAAGGACCCGAUCCAAGUGGAAGUGCAGCGCAUUACACUUUCGCGCGAGACUAGUGACGAGUCUAUCCAGAGUAUAUGGACGCCCAAGGCCAACUCCGUGGAAAGACACGUGAGCAGCGAUGAUGAUGAGAGACCCAUGUUUGCGCCCCAUCCUGCUACUGCCCCGCUGGGCACCGUCCGGGCACGAAUCGGGGCUGGAUUGGACGGGACUGUGUUUGAUGAUGCCGAGGCGAGCAUCAAAUACUUGGUCUUGACAAACACUUGGAGAAAAUUUGCCCAGGAGGGACUGUUCGGUACGGAGCAUGGUAUGGUCUGA